Sclerotinia trifoliorum is the source of this 2430-nucleotide messenger RNA. The record is from the annotation of a GenBank genome assembly. Lineage: Eukaryota; Fungi; Ascomycota; Leotiomycetes; Helotiales; Sclerotiniaceae.
AAGGAAAUCCUCGGAGUCAUAGGUGGUUUCAAUAUCUGAAUAUCUACCGAGGAAAUCAGAGGAUGAGUUCCUGUACAUAUGGGACUAAUCUUUGCAUCAUUUAGAUUGUGAUGUUGGAUUUUUUAAUGUGUUUUAUGCGUGUCUCCGUGAGCCAUGAUGGAUAUAUAAAUGAACCAAUUCUUGUUUUAUGGAUGAUUGUGCUUUGGCUUGAAAUAAUUUGGAUGAGACGAGAGUAGAUGAGAUUUACCUAUUGCUGGAUUAAAAAAUAAUAUUCAAAACCGUGACGUCAUUGAAGCGAAUGCGGCCGCUCGUCACAUAUCUCCUCAAACGCGACCUUCAAUUCAACGUCAAACGCGGCAAUGUAACAUCAUCAGCAUGUGCGGGAGAUACGCACUACACCUGGUAAGUCAUCUACCACCCUAUCGAUUAAAGACUUGCUAAUAAAAUAAAGCGACCUUCAGAGGUUCGCCAAUAUCUCGAAAAUGAGAAUAUGCCCGUCUGGGAAGCGCCAGAUGACGAGGGUAUUGGCGCACCAAGACAAAGUUACAAUUUUGCUCCCGGGUAUCAUGGUAUUGUUUACCGGGCAGAUGUACCAGAUUGGGGUGCGGGACCGAGACUACAUAAAGAGGCCGGUGCUGAUGGGACUGAGGAGAGAGUUACCGAGUCGGAAGCUCCCAAAACGGAAGCCACUGAGCAAGAAGAGCAUGCGAAUGAGGCUGUUCGAUAUAAGCUACAGAGUAUGAAAUGGGGUUUGAUACCAUUUUGGACGAAGCGCAAUCCAGAUUAUGGAUCGAUGAUGAAGACUAUUAAUUGUCGUGAUGAUUCUUUGAUUGAGAAUAGAGGGAUGUGGAAUACGAUGAAGCAAAAGAAGAGGUGUGUUGUUGUUGCAGAGGGAUUCUAUGAGUGGCUGAAGAAGGGAAAGGAGAAGGUACCACAUUACAUCAAGAGGAAAGAUGGACAAUUGAUGUGCAUGGCGGGACUAUGGGAUGUCGUUCAAUAUGAAGGUUCGGAUGAAAAACACUAUACUUACACCAUCAUCACAACGAGUUCGAAUAAGCAGUUGAAUUUUCUACAUGAUAGAAUGCCAGUCAUUCUCGACAAUGGUUCGGAGGAUGUCCGUACUUGGCUUGAUCCGAAAAGAUCAUCUUGGUCGAAAGAACUUCAAUCUCUCCUGAAGCCAUAUGAGGGAGACUUGGAGGUUUAUCCAGUAAGCAAAGAAGUAGGAAAAGUGGGCAAUGAUUCUCCUAAUUUCAUUGUCCCAGUGGCAAGCACGGAGAACAAAUCCAAUAUUGCCAAUUUCUUUGCUAAAGGGGGUAAGAAAGAUGUAAAAGCGUCAUCUAAAGCAUCAGAUGCACCUAAAAAAUCCAAGGAAGAAGAUACUAAACAUACACCAAUCAAAGAAGAGUCUACAAACAGAGACGAUCGCAAAACUAUUGAUCAUGAUGGCUCUGAGGAUAAUUCACCUUUACCUGUGCCUAAAAAGGAAAACAGGCAAGGAAUAAAACACGAACUUGACGGUGUUGAUAUCGGAGAGCCGCCCAAAAAAUCAAGACGCACGUCUGCAAGCCCGCAGAAAGUCUCUCCGCCUGUCGCAUCAACCCGGAAGACUAGAAGUGCUACGAGCAAUAACUAUGGAAGUCCGAAGAAAUCUUCGGAUCAAAAAAAGGGAAGUCAAAAGAUUACAAAUUUCUUUAGUAAAUGAGGGCAAUGGAAGAUCACCACAAGGCGCUCGGGGAUAUUUUGCAUGGCGAGAUGGGAUGGAAUUUGGUAUAGGUAAUUUACCGUAAUUCAGGAAGACCGUGUUGUGAAUUUGGCGGGUACUUUGUGAUUUCUGCUCCGAGAAUUCUCCUUUCUUCCUUCAAUCUUUUAAUCUCCAGCAAUUAUGAUGGAUGGGUGCUGCAGGAUGGUCAAUCUAAUAGUCGGUUGAUAAAGCUACAAGCUUUUCCAUAACCUACCUACUGGUUCAUGAGACGUAGUAAGAUUACAAACUUCUUGAAGUUUAACUACUGUGCAAUCGAGUUACACGACCAAAACCCUCAACGACUAUUCCUGAAGGAAUUACAUUCUCCCCCGAUAUGAUUUAUUCCAAACACAUGGAAGCAAAUAUACAUAUUCGGUGUAGCUUUUAUUGCUCUCUAGCAGAAGGUCUUCUUCAUGGAACGCGAUUUUCUAUCAUAUAUACCCUAUCUUUGCGGUUGCCAUUUCCAUUCUUAACCACGUGGCCUACAAUGAUAUGAUGAUGUAUCUUCUCUCCACAAAACAUGUGCUACGGGGAGACAAUCUUCCACUCAGUAUCUGUCUGCAGGACUAGAUAUUAAAUAUCGCUAUACACCAUUAGUAUUGCGGACUCCCUAGAUUUAGAGCAGCAAUUUAAAGAUUGAAAUCUUCCAUAGCGAGUAUCCUCCGAUCUUAGCAUCGAAGAAGCUUCAU